Molecule: messenger RNA, 2782 nt
Organism: Arabidopsis lyrata subsp. lyrata
Lineage: Eukaryota; Viridiplantae; Streptophyta; Magnoliopsida; Brassicales; Brassicaceae
Exons: 12
Coding region: 89-2605 (838 amino acids)
Molecular function (GO): protein binding
Source: RefSeq, a predicted model, not a curated record
GCUAAUUCUCCGUCUUCAAUGGUUCUCUUUUCCCCAAUUGAAAUUGAAUCACUUCCCUAGAACAAUUGAUUUUGAAUCUUCCUUUUUCAUGGACCAAGAGUAUCGGAACUCUAGAACGUCGGUGACGCACCACCAACAGCAUCAUCAUCAUCAAAUGAGAAUGACGGUUCCACCACCACCGUCUCCUCAACCUUCGCCACCGGUUCUUCCUCAUGCUGAAAGUGAUCAGAGUACCUCGGAGCUUCGUUCUCUCGACUUUAAUCUUACUUCUUUAUGCGAUCAUAUUCAAUCCGAAGGUUUUGGCUCCGGUGCGUUUUCUGAUGUUGUUGUUAAAGCUAUGGGAUCCAGUUACCAUCUCCAUCGGUUGAUUCUAUCUCGCAGCUCCUACUUCAGGACUAUGCUUCAAGGUCCAUGGAAAGAAGCAAGCUCUCCGGUUGUGAACUUACUUGUGGAUGAUAAAAAUGUUAAUGGAGAUGCUAUUUCUGUUGCUUUGGCUUAUCUUUAUGGGUAUCAUCCUAAGCUUGAUGAUGAUAAUGCCUUUCGUGUUUUAGCUGCUGCUUCUUUUCUUGAUCUCCAGGAUUUGUGUGCCAUAUGCACCGAUUUUAUUAUUUCUGAGCUGAGGACUUCAAACUUCCUGGCAUAUCAGGUGUUUGCUGAGAGCCAAGACUAUGGCAUACAUGGAGAACGUGUAAGGAAUGCUUGCUGGGGUUAUCUCUGUCAAAGUGGUGCCGUGGAACUGAGAGAGAUGCUGCCGAAACUCUCUGCACAGACUCUAUGUGCAUUGCUGACAUCUGAUGAACUAUGGGUGCCUAGUGAAGAAAAACGGUUUGAACUGGCAUUGUACGCGUUCAUAUCAAAUGGUGCUCUCUCCAACUCAGAACAUUCCAAUAAAUAUUCCAGGUUUGAGAGAGAGACAAGCUUUCCUUUGGAUUCAGCUAUAUCAAAGGGGAAAAGUGUGAUGGAUGAUUUCUCUUUCAGGAGUUUGGACUGUAAGUUAGGUCAUUUAGAUAUAGAAGACGACCUACGAGAUGCUAGUGAUGAUGUGAUUGUUCCACUCGCAGAAGGUGUUAUUGAUUUCCAAAGAGGUGUUUCUGGUUCAAAUCUCGUGUUUCAGCAAUCUCCUAACUCACAAACAAGUUUUGGUCGUACUUGCACCAGUGUUGUUGAUAAGACAGAAGGCAGUGGGGUGGCAAUUGAAGGACCUUCUGAAGAAGCAUACCAUUUGAGUAAUGAUAGUUGGUUAUCAGGAGCAGACUCUAGAAAUUCUCCUACUUUAGGUUCUUCCUCUGAUGGUUUUGUGGUCAGUGAAUGGGGAAACUGUGGUGUUUCUGCUCUAACCUGGGGUGGGCGGGUUGUAGGGACAAGGCAGGGUACAGGCUCUGUUAAAGGAAAAUAUGGAUUUACUGAGGAAGAAUACAGUGCAUUUGUUAACACUUUUGAAGGUGGUUCACUUCUGUAUUGCAAUAUGUCUUUUGAAAUACUAUUGAACGCAAGAAAAGAACUUGAAGAGUUGGGUUUCCCUUGUAAAGCCGUGAAUGAUGGCCUCUGGUUGCAGAUGCUUCUCAGUCAAAGGGUGCAGGAAGUUGCUGCCAGCACAUGCAAAAGGUGUUGCCUUAUUAGUGUUGCUUGCGCGUGUAAACAGGGAUUUGGGGUUUCACAUGGUGCAACCUUCAAUAAUUAUUAUUGCCAAGACAAUGUGCAGAACAAUAUGAUGGGAGACAUGGAAAAUGUCUAUGUGGCGGAAUCUUCUCAAGGCGAAGGAAUAGGCAUCUUUAAGCCUGUCAGGAUCAGUGUGAGGGGACAACACAUUGAUGGACUUGCAGGCAUUGGAUGCGAAGCUACAUUUGUGCCACCACCUGCAUGGCCUCCUACACCUUUUGUGUACUCUCGUGUCCCUAUUAACAGAAAUGGUCAGCAAUCUAUUGCUAGUGAUGGUUCUGAAGGUAGAAUUGACCAGAUUGGAGAAAUUUCAAAAGACGGCUUGACAGCUCUGGUUGGGCUGAGCCAAGGGACAAGCGGUGUUGGUAAUAAUCUUCGUGGUGAUCAAACUGAAGGAGGGCGUGGCAGUGGAGCUACUGUUGGAAUGUCAGAACCAAAGGAAUCUUCAGUAGGGACUGAGUGGGAGAACGCAAGUUGUACCAUAUCACUCGAUACAAGGACACCUUUGUGUCACUUUCCUCCCUUUCGUUUUGGAGUUGAAUUUGAGGAUGUCCAUAGACUCGCUAAUGGUCAUGUGGAGCAUUCUCCUGAAUUCUUCUAUGCUGGUUCUCUGUGGAAGAUUAGCAUUCAGGCAUUCAAUGAUGAAGAUCCUCAAGGACGUCGAACGAUUGGAUUGUUUCUUCACCGCCGCAAAGCAGAGAUAGUGGAUUCAGUAAGGAAGGUCCAUGUUUACAUAGAUCCUCGUGACAAAGUGACUGCACGUUACCAGCUUAUCUGCCCAUCAAAAAGAGAAGUGAUGUUGUUUGGGAGCUUUAAACAGAGAGGAACUCUUCUGCCUAAAGCUCCCAAAGGGUGGGGAUGGCGCACCGCACUGCUCUUUGAUGAGCUCUCUGAACUUCUCCAGAACGGUGCGUUAAGAGUCGCUGCUGUGGUUCAACUGGUUUAGAGGUCUCUUAAACUCGAGAAUUGUAUGUAAAAACUCGAGAAUUGUAUGUAAAAACUCGACAAAAUCCACAUUUGGAAGUUACCCUCUUAAUAAAUAUAUUCUACUUCCUUGGGCGUGUUUGUAUAAAUGAGUCAGAAAUUAUUUGAGAGAAAUAUCAAGUUUUCAGAAUAUCAAUUU